CACGGGCGUAGUCGAAGGAAGGGACUCUCCUGUACUGUGGUGUUUAAUAGUUAGAACGGCUGGUCACGUGAUGGCUUAUAUGGAUCGGGUGUAAUAUUUUACAAGGGACAAUAUAACAUUGCAAAAAUUAUGUUGGGUUGAGCAGUAAGUGCACCAGUCCGUGAAGCAUUCACUGUUCGUGUACUACUUGUAUUGUGUCGAGCUGCGAGGAUUAGAGCCAUUCAAUUUUAAGCACUGCUGUCAACCUGGAUGGGCAACAGACACAGGAUAAAGGUGCAGCAACACCAAAAGGAAAGUUCAUUCAUGCCAGAAUUCAGUGACGUUUUUCUGCGUAUGGACUUUAUACGAUUGAUCACUCCAAUCUGUUCACGUCAAUUAAUAAAAAGAUGCAGCUUUGGAAUCUGACCUAAUUUGGAAGCUAUCGUGGUGAACAUGAGGUGACUUAACCAUGGCAGGCAAAGAAAAGCGUGGAGGAAGAGAAGUUUUUCAAAUACUACACAAGCUGGAAGAAGAGUCCAGUGCAAACGAGCACUCUGCUCUGCCAGAUCUGGUCUUCCAGUGCACAGAACUCGAUCUGGAAUGGUCCCACAUACAGCACAUCCCGACCACCAUUCACAAAUGUGUUCACGUAAAGAAAAUCAAUGCCUCGAACAACGGACUAACUGCUCUGCCUGAUUCGAUAUCUUUACUCGUCAACCUCACGCAUCUUAUUCUCUCCUGGAAUAAGUUUACCACAUUUCCAACUGAAGUAUGUGGUAUACCUAAUUUAGAGCAUCUGGACCUGUGGUACAACAAACUGGCCAGCCUCCCGCCAAAUAUCGUUGGGAUGACUGCCCUGAAAAGACUACUGCUGGGCAAAAAUAAUUUCACAGAAUUCCCCGAUUUGGUUUUUGCUCUGCCUUGUUUAGAGGAACUACAGCUAAGUCACAACAAGAUGGCCAACGUACCAAGAGACAUAGGUAGGAUGACCAAACUGAGAAAGCUGUGGAUAGAUAACAAUCAUUUAACACAACUGCCCUACCAACUUGUUAACCUCUCCAAGCUGGAAGACCUUCGGGUUUCAGGUAACCGUUUUACGUCGCUGCCUAAAUCCGUGAGUAAACGAGGCAAGGAGGCCAUUUUCAAUUAUUUGGCAGGAAUUAAAGACUCAAAAGCUGUGAAUGCUUGUACAGUUCAGUUAAACCUUCUUGGAGAAACAGAGGGCGGAAAAAGCAGUCUAGCUCGAACUUUGAGAAGGGGGAUAUCAGUGUUAACUGAAGCAGCAGAUAGGACCAGAGUGGUGGAGCAGAGAGAAUGGGAGCCAGAAGAAGACAUUUCAUUUAAUGUCAACGAUUUUGGAGGGCAUGACGUAUACAAAGUUGGCCAUCCCAUUUUCAUAUCCAAGAACGGUCUGGUUCUUGUCAUAUUUGACCUAUCAAGGUACGAUAGUAACGAUACUGAUCACUUUGACAAGUUCAUUGGAAGUUGGAUGGACAAGGUCCAUGCACAGCAUCCAAGUUGUAGAGUUGCCAUCGUAGGAACUCAUUCAGACCAAACGACCCCCUACAAGGCUCAAACAAUUUGCAUCUCAGUUGAAAAGGAACUACAAAGGAGGAUAGUUCACAAAAGGUUCACGAUGAACAAACACUACGACAUGGUCUCAAAUAAAAUUGCAGCUUUAGAAGCAUCUGUGGAUGUGGGGAUUGUUCAAGCAUACAAGAAUAAAUUAACGACGCUUGUAAAAUUUCGAAAAGAGGAACCAGAGAUUCAUGAUAAAGUUUUUGUAGUGAGUUCCAAAACCAUGUCCGGUUACCAAGACCUUGAGGAGUUUUUGAUCAGGAAUGCAAGGGGGAAAGGAGUCGUAUUGCCCAGAUCUUGGAUAAAAGCCGCCAAAAACAUACGUACUCACAAGUAUGAAAAUACUGGAAAUACUCUUCAGUGGGAAGAAAUAAAGAAAGAUGUAUUUGGACAUGCACCCUUCCUUUGGAAAGUCUCAAGUGCUAUUUCCAAGAAAAAGAGCAAGUCAAACGAAGAAAUUAUAAAUGGAGUGCUCAGUUUCCUAGCUGGACGCGGAGAUAUUGUUUGGUUCGAAACCUCUCCUCUGUUACGAAGAAUCAUUUUCCAUAAGCAGGAAGUUUUAAGCAACCUGCUAAAAGCUGUAUUAAACCAUGAUAUGGAAGCUCUUUUGCCAUCCCUUCUCCAUGACUUGUCAGUAACAACUUGUCAACCCAGUCUUGACAGAGUGAGAGACGAUUUCACCAAAAGAGGUGUCCUUACCAUGGGAGCGUUGGAGUGCCUUUGGAGACCGUUUGGGUUGAGCAGAGCAGAAACUGAUGCAAUGUUUGAGCUCCUGCAAGCAUUGGAACUAUGUUACAAAGUCGUCCAACCUGAAGCACACGAGACUUUCUUUCACUUCCCCUGUCUUUUAACCGAUGAGCGCCACUCUUUCGUAACUGAACAAUGGCCAGAGUGGCCCCCUCUCGAUACCAAGCAAGUUACAUUGAAAGUUUACUUUCCGCACGUGUGCCCCAACGGGUUGUACGAGAAGCUUUCUGUCCGCCAGCAUAAGUACCUAGGAUUUUACAAAGCAAGAAGGGUUGACUGGAAAGAUGGCGUAUACGCAGAGAUGGAAUCUUGCCGCAUGCAGCUCACCAGAUGCAAGGUUGAUGGAGACUGGGUUAUCGCAGCAGCUGUGAGGGGCAGGCACCUUCCAGAACUCUGGCAAACUCUUCUGCGAACACAUGGUGAUCUCAUGGAUAUCCUAGAGGAGGACUGGCCUGGUAUGCCGUACGACAAGUACCUGGUGUGUCCUCACUGUGUGGACCAAGGUGAACAAUACCCGACCCUCUACCCCGGGGAGCUGAAUGACGAACCCCUUGUACAGCCUGUCAGCGUGGUACUUUGUGAGAAAACGAAUGCCAUGAUUCCAGCUAAUCUAGUUUAUCCCAGCCAAAGUUUUGCUGAAAUGCCACGUCAGCAGAGACGAGCCAUACAGGAGACUAUAGGCCAGCUGGUCCACAGUAUCACCACCCCUUGCCUCGGGCACAUGCUUGACACGUUUAUCCAGGAGGGGAUUAUAACUGACAGAGAGGCGGAAUUUGUGCGUACAGCGCCAUCUUCAGGUGACGCAGAAUGGACCACAGGAGUUUCUACAUCAAGUGCAGUGUCACCCGAGAAGACGCGGGUGCUCCUCAAUUUAAUAUUGACGAAAGAGGAGAGGGCGUUCUAUAUGCUGUGUACAUGUCUAGAGGAAAAUGGACAGCAGUAUCUUGGGUGCUGUCUAAGAUGUAAAGUGGAUGAGUGCACCACUUUGUGAUUGUAGAAAUGUACUAGUACAUGUAUCCAAAAAACGCAAACUGAUGCAAAAUCUCUCAAUUUCUCUCCAUCAUCGCAAUGAUGAAAUGUUUUUUUUUUAAGUAAUUUAUAUCGAUUUAGUUUUACAACAGGACAUAAGGGACAGUUUCGAUAUGACCUAUUGACUUUUAAAGGUGACAUGAGAAAAAAAUUA
Lingula anatina is the source of this 3487-nucleotide messenger RNA. RefSeq names its product malignant fibrous histiocytoma-amplified sequence 1. Gene Ontology annotation, cellular component: cytoplasm. The record is from RefSeq and is a predicted model, not a curated record. Gene Ontology annotation, biological process: regulation of apoptotic process. Lineage: Eukaryota; Metazoa; Brachiopoda; Lingulata; Lingulida; Lingulidae. Gene Ontology annotation, molecular function: protein binding.